AUGAAGAGUAAUGUUGAAUCGAGGGUAAAUGCAUUCAAACAAAAUCUUGAUAAGUUUGCUGCUCGAUGGCAUCAGUUAAAACCUAAAGAUAUUGAUAUGGAAGGCGAUAACGAAGCUUGCGUUAACGCUGUCAAAUCUAUCAAGGAACGGAGAGCUGAAUUUAAUGAACUGGAAGAAAGCAAAGAGAAAUUAAUGUACGUCAGUUAUCUGCCUCGUACCCAGGCGCUUUAAAUAAUUACAAUACAUGAAGUAUUCAGGUAGGCAGGCGACGCGCGAAGGGGCUGUUGGGAAGGGUGUGUGCUGGGGAGCGCCUGGCAGUUCUUGUAUACUGUCAUGGCGGACAAACAUGGAAUUUAAUACAAAACGUUACCAUAUCGUCAUAUACUCUGUGUGUAAAACCUUAUUUUCUGACGAAGAGUCGAAUUGAACGCCAUUGGCAAAUAAUAAUACAUUUGUACAAGUUUGAUGACAUACAAAAUGCGCGAAAUAUGAGUAAAUUACAUGGCAAGUUAACCGUGCGAAUAUUUGGAAUAUGUCAUUCGGUAUUACAUGGAGAAUAAUAGAAUGCUAUCAGUAUAAAACAGUACAGUAACAGAGAAAUGAUUAGAAACUCAUAUAAUUGCUUUUGUAUUAAUAACUUCCUUAGCUGAAGGCUCGAUCAGUCGAUCAUAAUGCCAAUGGCAAUUGCCAAUUUCUAUUAAAUGUAUACUGUCAACAAAAGCCGAAGUAAAUAAAAGUUCACAGCCGUAAAGUUUGAAAUAUUUAUUACAACAGUGCAAUUUUAUAGUUUGUACCUUUAUAUAGUUAUAGCUUACAAAUAUAGUUCCUGCAAGUCUAGUUCUUCAACGCUUCGGUUGUUGACAUGUUAAUAUUGGAAUUUCCAUGGACUGUAAAUAAGGCAUAUGUCAUAUAUACCACGAAUAACAGCAUGAAUUCACGCCCAGAUGACAGAAGAAUAUUAACAUUAGUCAAUUCAACAAAAACAAGUAGCAAAAAAUCGUAAACGAGAACAAAAUAUCACAACUUGCAACAAAUCGUACAAAGUUGCAAGAAAUCGACCAAGAACUGCCAGGCGUCUCGCAUUUCAAGUGCACUCUUCCCACCAGCCCCUUCGCCAUCUCUCCCCACUACAAUACUUCAUGUAAACUCAUCAUAUGCGCAUCACUGGUUUUUUACAGAGACGCCUGGGUACGAGGCAGCGUCAGUUAUGCACAUUGCAUCUUUUGCAAAAUUCAUGUCGCCAGUUUUAUUUUGUUUGCGUGUAUGUCUGUUUGUAUACUUGUUUGUGUCCAUUAGUAGAUAGUCGGGGAAUUGACAAUUCCUAUUAUAGACUAAUUUUAAAACUAGGCAAAGAGAUGCAAAUAAAUCACCACAGCUAGACCAAAUGUGGUAGCAAUUUCCGCACGCAAUACAAAAGUAUACAAAAUUUGCGAACUUUGCAAGGGUACAUUUUCCGCAUUUUACAACAUUUCGCAACCAAACUUUGCAAUUUUACUAAUUUUAGUAUGCUCUUUCCGGGAACAUACGUUUUUUUGCCAAGUUAAAAAUUAGUCUAUAAUGGGAAUUGUGUAUUAGUGAUGGUAUGAAUUUGUAGGUUCCGAACAUAUUCUUACGAAUUUAUUGAAGAGGAUUUUAAUUCGCUAUUAAGGGGAGCUUCACCUCCAGAUUUGGUCGAAUGGAGAGCAAAACUCAAAAUUUGGAAAACAUCACUUUUAGUCGUUGAAAUUUUAACUGUCCUACUAUGUGAACUACCCCACUAACAUUUCUUAUUACUGCUGUGAUGAGAACCCCCCCCCAAUCUGUCGAGUGAUUGAGUUUAAAAUGGUUUCAUUUCAAAAGACUUCUUUAAUCCAGACAAAUGUAAUUCAUAACACUGCAAUCGUGGAUUACAAACUGAAAAAUCUACCAGAAUAAAAAACACACAUUCCAUAAUCCCGACAUGUCGUAUGAAGCGGAGACGCACUACAGGCGUAGUUUCUCGUGAAAUAGAAUGGUUUCUCGUGAAAUUUGGAUAAAACAAGCACUCUGCACUCGUGAGGUCACUCAAAUAGACCUCAAAUUUGAUGCUUUUUGAAAAACUCACUCGUGCAUUUUGAAAAACUCACUCGUGCACCCGAUCUAGGACGACCUCUUAAAAGCCUGAAUUAUCAAUAUAUGCAUUACUUUAUCUGACUUUAUCCUCUUUCGACAUCUGUAUCAUGUAUGUUGUCUCUAGCAAGCACGUUAAUGCUGUAUUUGUUUUAAUAUAGCUUUGAAUGUAAGCACUUUGGCGUCCAAGAACCAGAGUUCCCUGUGGCUGCUGAAUUGAAGACAGAUAUUGAAGAAUACGAGUCCAACUGGGUUCUAUUUGAGCAGUUCAAUAACGGUUUAGGUGAAUUAACCAAAGAAGAUUGGAUAUCAUUCAGGUUGGUUGGUUACUGUACACGAGUUAUCUUAGUUGGUUACUGUACACGAGCAUGAGUUUUAAAAUUUUUUGUUAGGCAAUCAAUCAUGCAUAAAAUCAAUCGUGCGUUUAAUAAAUUGUGCGUGAACAGCUAAUACGGCAAAAAUCCAAGUUUUAGGGGUCGCGCGUUGGACUUAGUGUACAUAAAACUGUUUGGUAUUUUGGUAGUUCCACCUUCCAAAUUUGCUCCCUACGAAUUCAAAUUGCGUUUUACGCCUUCCAUAAAUUUGUGCGCAAGCCAUUUUUAGAGUGGUUUUUAAAAUAACCCUCUUGCCCUUGAGAAUUUACUUUAGUGAUGAAGAUACUAGCAGAUCCCAAACUACCCAUGUUUGCAUGAAAUGUUGACAAAUUUUGAGGAACGCAUACCUAAAUACCGUAUUUACUCGUUUAAGCACCGCAUAUGAAAGGAAAAUUAUUAAAGGUACAGUUCAGUCUUUUGAAUGAUGGUUUUUAAGGCGCAUUACAGCCCUUUUAAUUAAAAAAACAACUAACCAGGAAAGUCGAUUAAGCAUAAUUCAAAAUCAGCAAACUUAAUGUUUUUAGCAUUUUAAAACUUUUUUUUGUUAAAAACAUUGAGUAUACUGAUUUUGAAAUUGUGCAUAUAAUUGAUUUUCCUAGUUAGUUUUUCAAUUAAAAUGGCUGAAAUGGCCCUAAAAAACCAUCAUUCAAAAGGCCGAACUGUGCCUUUAAAGAGCGCCGCCCUCGAAUAAGCGACACACUUAUCUUAUUCACAACAACGCGGCGCUUAAUCGAAGCACCAUCUGAAACGCCCUGGGUACGAGGUUGCAAUCUUUACCAAACCUCGGAACUCUUUUUCCCCUGCAUUUCAGUGAUACUAUGUUAUAUUUUGUUGCUAAUACUUCUUGUGAUCGCUUACAAAUAAAAUAUUUUUUAAAGAGCGCCGCCCUCGAACAAGCAUUUGCAAUUACGUAAGCGGUAAUUGAGCUCAACUGACAAUGAAAUCUUUUUGAAAUGUUUGUCAAUUUUCGCCAAGGUAAACGGCUGACCAUCCCAUUUCACUCAGACACACCGCAUAGCUAGGAGUCUUUGUCGGGCAAGAGAAUCCGUGUUUCGUGAUUUUGUUAUUGUUGUGCUAUUGUCUUACAGGGGACAUACGUAUAAAUUUGAGGAAUUUCUUAUGAUCUGGACAGACGAACUAAAGAAUCGUGAACCAACAACAAUGACCGUACGGUUACAGAAAGAAGUCGAUAAAUACAAG
Messenger RNA from Paramuricea clavata, 3662 nucleotides. Lineage: Eukaryota; Metazoa; Cnidaria; Anthozoa; Malacalcyonacea; Plexauridae. The record is from the annotation of a GenBank genome assembly.